Camellia sinensis is the source of this 1478-nucleotide messenger RNA. Its product is annotated as SGNH hydrolase-type esterase superfamily protein. The record is from RefSeq and is a predicted model, not a curated record. Gene Ontology annotation, molecular function: hydrolase activity, acting on ester bonds. Lineage: Eukaryota; Viridiplantae; Streptophyta; Magnoliopsida; Ericales; Theaceae.
ACCAAUUAGAGAUGCCCAAGGCAUUUCGGAGUUUUGGUUAAUUCAAACCUCCAUUUACCCGCCAACUGAUCUCUCUCUCUCAUCCCUCAAACUAUCAAUGAAUUCCCCUGUAAUUUUCGCUCUCUUCGUUUUCAUCUCCGCCCUGUUUCUUCAGCCAAGAGCUCUGCAAUACCCUCAAGAACUCAUCAAUGGCUACCAAUCAGACCUCAUUGGCGAUCUCACAAGCCCAACAAUGUCUCCUUCUCAAUCACGACAUCCCCUAACAUACCCAACAGCGACUUCUUCUCUUCCAGUUCCAGCCCUAUUCGUCAUCGGAGACUCUUCCGUUGACUGCGGCACCAACAAUUUCCUUGGAACUUUGGCCCGUGCCGAUCGUCUUCCCUACGGACGAGACUUCGAUACCCACCAGCCCACUGGACGUUUCUGCAAUGGAAGAAUCCCCGUUGAUUAUCUUGCUAAGCGUCUUGGGCUUCCAUUUGUGCCGAGUUAUCUCGGGCAGACCGGUAGUGUCGAAGAUAUGAUUCAUGGAGUGAAUUAUGCAUCUGCUGGUGCUGGAAUCAUUUUCUCAAGUGGGUCAGAAUUGGGUCAACACAUCUCAUUUACGCAACAAAUUCAGCAGGUUACGGAUACCAUUCAGCAGUUUACACUGAACAUGGGCGAGGACGCGGCAACUAAACUCAUCUCAAACUCAGUAUUUUACAUUUCAAUCGGAACCAAUGACUACAUACAUUAUUAUCUCCGUAAUGUAUCCAACGUGCAAUCUCUGUAUCUACCAUGGAGUUUCAACCAGUUUCUAGCAACCACAGUGAAGCAGGAGAUCAAGAACUUGUACACUGCAAAUGUGAGGAAAGUAGUGGUAAUGGGACUGCCUCCAAUUGGCUGUGCUCCAUACUACUUAUGGAGUUAUCAAAGUGAGAAUGGAGAGUGUGUCCAGAUGAUAAACGACAUGAUACUGGAGCUCAACUUUGUCCUUAGAUACAUUGUUGAGGAGCUUUCUCAGGAGCUCAUCGAUGCUGACAUCAUCUUCUGCGACGUGUUUGAAGCAUCCAUGGACAUAAUCAAGAACAAUGACCGUUAUGGUUUCAAUGUUACGACAGAUGCUUGUUGUGGAUUAGGAAAGUAUAAGGGUUGGAUCAUGUGCAUUUCGCCAGAGAUGGCUUGCAGCAAUGCUUCCAAUCAUUUAUGGUGGGACCAAUUCCAUCCAACGGAUGCGGUGAAUGCAAUCUUGGCAGACAAUGUGUGGUCUGGAUUGCACACAGAAAUCUGCUAUCCGAUGAACUUGCAGAACAUGAUAGCUCAGAAAGCCAGAUGAGUAGAGAGAGAAUUCAAAAACUCUGGAUUUCAGCAUAAGCUCAUAUUGACAGAUUAGGAACAUUUAGAUUUGUAUAGAUGCAACAUUACCACAUUGUUAACUAUUGGCAAGUGAUGAUUACACAUUUCAUUUUCACGGUAAUUCAAGUCUGUUCUUUUGAAAGGAA